Molecule: messenger RNA, 3445 nt
Organism: Colossoma macropomum (tambaqui)
Lineage: Eukaryota; Metazoa; Chordata; Actinopteri; Characiformes; Serrasalmidae
Gene: mylk2
Product: myosin light chain kinase 2
Exons: 17
Coding region: 155-2857 (900 amino acids)
Biological process (GO): positive regulation of apoptotic process; intracellular signal transduction; protein phosphorylation
Cellular component (GO): cytoplasm; nucleus
Molecular function (GO): ATP binding; protein serine/threonine kinase activity
Source: RefSeq, a predicted model, not a curated record
GCCACCAGUAACAGUCCAUUGGACUCUUCACUCUUGGAGUUGCACCAUAAGGACCUUACACUGGGCUAGCUGCUGUAUCUGCAGGUUCCAAACUCAGCUAUGAUCUUUUUGUAACAACGAAUGACCUUGGCAGCUUGCUCCCUGUUCCAGCAGCAUGCGCUCUGUGAAGUGGCCUGCUCCUCCUGCCCAUGACCUGGUGACCCUGGAGGCCAGAAUGGAUGACCUGCACCGUAAAAUGGACCAGUUAUUGUCCCGCAGCACUGUAGCAGGCUGCCCCAUGUGUGGGAUCUGUGGCCACCACAGUAAGCAGCAAGAGGCCACAGCCAGCCAGCUUUCAGCUCAGGCAAAACUCCUUGACUCUCUGGAGAGGAAAGUGACGGAGGUGAGAACAGCACUGGAGGAGCUAGCCCGCGGUCUAGAAGACAGAUUUUGUGACAGGAUGUCUGUGCCUGCAAUCGCCCUGCAGAGAAGGAAAUCUCUGCCUGUGAGGACUUCAGUGGAUGAAGUGUAUGUGCGGUUGGACGUGCCCAGAGAGAAAAUAAUCCAGCAUGCUUUUAAUGUGCCCUGUGGGAAAGGUCAAACAGGCGCGCUGAUUGAAGACAGCGAAGGGGAGGCUCUGAGAGGAGAAGGGCAGCCAAUCAGAGUUAACCUGACAGAAGUGAAAGGUCAGCAUGAGCCUCAGCCACAUAAAGAAGUUAACAGAGAAUUGUCAGCAGUGGCACCAUAUUUGGCAGCAUCACAGUCUAACCAUGAGCCUCCAUGUGCGGCCAAGAUGGAUGGAGCUAUAGCAUCUUCAAGCCAAAAAAGUUCCAAGACAACAGGAGUGGCUCUUCCUACAAGUGCAGGGACUUCAACGAAGGUCACAUUUCCACCAAAAAUUGUAUCAAAAAUAGCAACAACAAAAAGUUCAACAUCACAAAAUCAGCCCACGGCAAAAACCACACAGGUGGCUGCCCCUGUUAAGACAUCUGUAUCUUCAUUAAACACCACAGCAUUAGCAGGAUCUACAGCACUGGUGUCGAAUCAGAAGAUGCCAAAAACAGCUGUGCUGGCAGCUCACAACACUACAACAACAACAGCAGCUCCAACUGUGGUCACUGCUGUGUCCAGUAAUCCACCAAAGUUCACCGUAACAAAGAUAACGGCACCACCACCAUCAAUCCACAAUGUUCAGAAAAUAACUUUAGGUCUUCCUGUGGCAACAUCCCAAAGCAUGGGAAAGUCUUCAUCUAAUUCAUUAUCUCCAGUAUUGCCAAUGACAGACUCCAAGUGGUCAAACAACACUGUCACAAAAACUACAGUAGCAGGAGAUCAAACACCAGCUCCUAAUCAUCUGCCUAAGACAGCAGGACUGACUUCUGCUCUGACAACAACAGCACCAACCUCAGUCACCUCCAUGUCCAACAAUCAACCAGCAGUAACUGUAGCACCAAGCCAUAAACCUCUAAAAGUGACAACCACCAUGGGAGCUUCAGGGGCCACAUCACAAAACGCAGACAAGUCUUCCACAAAUUCUCAAAUAACAAAACUGCCUGCAGCCAAAAGUUCAACAUUAUCUCCUCCAAACACAGCUGGCCUGAUGGUUCCAAUGGCAACGACAGCCGGCUCCUCACUGAAACAUGUUUAUAGUUGUCCUGAGUCUCUACAAAGAUUUCAGGGCACUGGAGGGAAAUCCGACUCUAGUCACACAGCAGCACCACCACUGGUGAAGCCGGGAGCAGCAGUCAGGCCCACUAGCACUGUAGCUGGGGGAAUACAGAUCAAGAUAAGUCCAGCAGUAGCAGAGCAAAGCACAGCCCAGACCAAAACACCUCCCAAAACCUGCCUCAAAAUGAUAGAUGAUGUUCCUCCUCAGCCUGCCCCGUUCCCACACAGAUGUGUGUCUCUGAGGCCCAGUCCACCGUGCGACUCCUUCAGCAUCCACACCAGAGAAGUGCUGGGAGGUGGACGUUUUGGCAAAGUGCACAAAUGCACAGACACUAAAACCGGCCUAAGGCUGGCAGCAAAGAUCAUCAGUGCAAGAAGUGCCAAAGAGAGGGAAAUGGCAUUGAAUGAGAUCCAGGUGAUGAACCAGUUGAGCCACUCAAACAUACUGCAGCUCUAUGACGCCUUCGAGGCCAAAAACCAAGUAGUGCUGAUACUGGAGUAUGUAGAGGGAGGGGAGCUGUUUGAGAGGAUCGUGGAUGAAAGCUGCCCGCUGACCGAAGUGGACGCCAUGGUGUUUGUGAAGCAGAUCUGUGAGGGAGUUCAGUAUAUGCACCAGAUGUACGUCCUUCAUCUGGACCUGAAGCCAGAAAACAUCCUUUGUGUGAAUCGGUCAGGUCAUCAGAUCAAGAUCAUUGACUUUGGCCUUGCCAGAAGGUACAAACCACGAGAGAAGCUGCGAGUGUCAUUUGGAACGCCUGAGUUUCUGGCUCCAGAGGUGGUCAACUUUGACUUUGUCUCCUUCCCCACAGAUAUGUGGACUCUAGGAGUUGUCACAUACAUGCUACUAAGCGGCCUCUCUCCCUUCCUGGGUGAUGAUGACAGCCAGACCCUCAACAACGUGCUAACGGUCAACUGGUACUUUGAUGAAGAUGCCUUUGAGCAUGUCUCUGCAGAGGCCAAAGACUUUGUCUCCAACCUGCUGAUCAAAGAAAGGAGUGGUCGUCUCAGUGCUACUCAGUGUCUUAAGCACCCAUGGCUGAAUAACAUAUCAGAGAAAGCAAAGCGCAGCAAUAUCAUCCUGAAGUCACAGGUCCUUCUCAAGAAGUACAUGGCCAGGCGGCUGUGGAAGAAAAAUUAUAUUGCAAUAGCAGCAGCCAAUAGAUUUAAGAAGAUAAGCAGCUCAGGGUCUCUUACGUCCAUGGGAGUCUGAAAAAGAUCGCACUGGUAAAGAUAGUACAUAUUAUACAUAUUACAAAUAUAUGGCAAAUGAUUGGAUUUAUGCAGUAAAAUGCUUAUCAUUUCUGUCAUGUUUUUUUCUUUUUUCUUUUUUUUAUUUGACAGUAUCAGCUGCCCUUUACACUGGCCCUUAUUCACCAAAGCUGUGUACGGUCAAAUCUGAUCAUAAAUGAGCGCAUGCAUUUUUCAGAGACAUUAUUGUUAUUUAUUAGUUUUAGCGAGUUAAUUUUAGUGAGUCCCUACCGCACGUAUUAGGGCAUUCUUGAUGUAAAUGAUAUGUAAAUGAGGUACUGGCAGGAUACUACUUGAUUUCACACACUAAAGCGAUUCAUCAUUUGCACUCAAAUCUCUACUUGUUUCCACAUCAUACAAACAUUUCUUGAAUCAGAUACGGAGUAGUUCAAACAUCAUCGUAUGUGGGCUCAUAAACAUUUGAUGAAUAAGGGCCAUUGUGUGAAUACUUCAUGAUGAAUGCACCAACAGACAUGGUCUGAAAUUACUUGGAAUAAAAUCUAAUCAGACAUGAGGUUUAGUUUCAUUUUCAGUACAGCACUGUGGCAGG